UAGCGAAAAACCGGUAAAAUGUGCUUGCCUUUUUCGACUCGGUCUGUUGAAUGUCGAAGGAUUAUUUCUCCUCACUUUGUGGUUGUACGGUCGAAGCGAGCACAAGGGUGUUGUUCUGCUUUUCCUUCACAACGGUGAUACAGAACAAGAAGCCGAGGGAACAAACAGAGGAAAAAUCAGUCACCGUGACAUAUUUACGAGGUGUAUGAAGUUAUAUGACGUGCAACUCAGUAUUCUACACCUGUGUGUCAUGUUAAGAUAAAGAAGAGACCAUCAUCAACCAUAAGGAUUAUUGAAUAAAAUAACCAAAUAUGCUAUUUUGUACAUAGAGACAGGUCCAUAGGUGUAACUGUCUGAGUGUGUAGUAUAAACCACCAUUGAAGAUGAAAUUGAUUUUAAUUCAAUCUUUCCUCUACCUGUGCUUUUCUUGCUACAGUACAUAUGGCUACCCAACAACGUCCAUGCCAGGUGUCGAAGAUCAAGACAAAGUGCUAGGUCCCGCACCCGCCUGUCAAAGUGAAGGAGUUGUCCUUUUAUCUGGUUCAACUGUCAAUGGAGUGGUCACCCCUGCACCUACAAAGACAGUUACAGUUUACUGUGAUAUAGUUGGCCAAUUACCCGUAGACCAGUCAUAUCACUUUACAUGGAGUGUUGAAGGAGAAGGUCUUAUAUCAUAUGACGAUGAUGUUGUUUCGAAAGGUUACCAAUCCAGGUUUAUUGUUGCCAACUCGCCAAACGAGGCAAGCAGGUUAGCUCUUGAAAUAAAUCCUGUCAAGUUGAGUGAUGUAGGAAAAUACGAUUGCUCAAUUGUGGGAUUAUAUGACCACAAUGUUAUUUCUUCAUCAUUCUUGGAAGUUAAUCAGUUACCAAAUAUUACUGUGAAAGUGAACGAUUUGACGGUGGUAGAAGGUAAUGAAGUAAUCCUUGGUACUUGCUAUGCUAAUGCUUCAAAACCUCAACCAGAAAUAUGGAUUGAAGACUCUGCUGGCCACCGAGUUGAAAGUUUAUCUUCUCCAAGCAUUGUAAACCAUGAAGAACACGCUGGGGUCUCUGACUCUGUGCUUAAGUUCAGCAAAGUAUUUAACAGAGAAGAAAAUGGAGAAAGUUACCGAUGUAUGGUGCAACACCCGGAUAACCUGGAAACAUUUUCAUCUUAUAUUGGACAAGUAGAUGUGCAGUUUUCUCCAACUGUUUCUAUUAUGGGGGAUGAAAGUGAUAUUUCAAUGGAAGAAGGUCAAUCACUUUCUGUUGUAAGUUUAACAACUGGUAACCCCACGCCAGUGGUUGUGUGGACAUUCCAACCAGACACCACACAACCACCAGCCACCUCAGCAGAUUCAACCAACCCCACUGACCCACCAACAUAUGGCUUACCUGCAAACUUCCAAGCUGCUGGAAACACCCUCAUUGGAAAUCCACUAUCAAUGAUUGGAAAUGAUGGAACAUUCACAUGCACUGUCAGUAAUGGAUUAGGUUCACCAGCUUCUAUUUCAUUUCAUCUAACUAUUACUGAAAAACCAACAACUACUGCUGCCCCAACAACACCAGUUGCAACCGUCGGAGGACAUGAUUCUGGAGAAGCAACAAAACCAUUGCCAAGACAAGCAGGGGCAGAUGCUGCAGUGAUUGGAGGAGUUGUCGCUGUUGCUGUUUUUGUACUCAUCGUGGCUAUCAUUUUUCUACUUCGUUAUUUCAUGACACAUAAAGGUGAAUAUUACACUAAUGAAUUAAAAGCAACCGAUGAUGCACGACUUGAAAACAAUCCCAUCGAUGAUGAAGAUGAUGAUCUUGAUGGGGAUGAAGACCAACCACUAGAUGAACGAAAAAGAACUGAGCACUUCCUGUAGUAGCCAGACAUUGACUUGUGCCCUGCCACAAUGAUUGCAUGAACUACACCACAACACACAAGUGCCUUAUGUAUACAAAGACCAAAUGCCGAAAUAAACAAUUGGGUUUUAUACUGACAAGAAACAAUUAUGUUGAGUGAUUUUAAACUCGAAUAUUUAUAUUGCACAAAAUGAUAUUGAGUUUUUGUUCAAUCCUGUUAACGUUUUUAUUAUGAAUGCUAUUUCAUAUAAAAUUUGUGUAUACCGCUUUGUUAUUAUCAUUGUUUUACAAAGUUUCAAAUCGACCAAUGUGUGCGAUCGUGUUUUUGCACCAACUUAUUUUUACUGCGGAUGCAUGAGGCACCAGUUGUUUUCACCAGGUGCUAACAAUUAUCUUUUGGUACUUUGUCAUAUUUGGUUAUUUUUAAUAAUUUUAGCUUUUUGAAUCAUUGUGAUUAAGAAUGCAUUGUACAUAGCAAGCUUUUUUAUUUUAUGCUGUAUGUUAAGGACUACAUGUUUAAUUAGUCCAGCACUUGAUGUUUUUAUCAUCAUGCGUCACUCCAGGAUCACCUAAAGUUUCACAGCGUUGAUAUGAACCAAAUCAGCACUCUGCAUUCUGUAAUACUUCAGCGCACCUAGAUUUAGACAUUUAAUAAUUAUGCGUGGUUAUGAAAUCGUGCUUUUUAGCAAUAAAUUGGUUUUGACUAUUCAUUA
This is a messenger RNA of Ciona intestinalis (vase tunicate), 2540 nucleotides long. The record is from RefSeq and is a predicted model, not a curated record. Lineage: Eukaryota; Metazoa; Chordata; Ascidiacea; Phlebobranchia; Cionidae.